GUUUUAAUAUCAUACGUGCAACAUAGUAAAUUCCAAAAUUAAACACACCGUUGUUUGACAAGCUGUUUAACAUCUUCCUAAAUAAAAAAUAUAUAUCGUUUUUGUUAAUAGAACAUCUUUUAUGUAUGAAAAAAAGUUAUUUACUUAAUUCAGUAAAUAAUAUCUUUAUUAUUUACUGCUACUGACCUAACAAUUUUUUUUUAAUUCUAAUUUUAUCUAUUCUGCUUAAUAUUUUUAUAUUAUUAUUUUGUAAUGUUUUUAUUGAGAAUUUUAAAUUUUGAAAAAUUGUUUAAGUGCUGCCACACGCACAUUACCAUUUAAUUGCUACACUUUAGUAUAUUCUUUCUUUAUUAUAAUGAUAACUACUAAAAGUGAUUUAAUAGUGUAUUACUUAAUUCUUUAAUCAAAUGCGAGUUAUUUACAAGGGAAUUGAAAUAGUUUUGCAAUGCUUAUUGUUUAUUAAUAAGUCUGAAUUAUUUCUGCAACUAUUUCUUUGAUUUUUACCCAAUUAAAACUAUGAUUGUAUACAAAUCAGCUUACUCUCUUGAUGAAAGAUGCGAUCAUUACGUAACGAGCACGUAGCAAAAUUCAAUUAAAAACGAUAAACAUGAAGCACAUUUAAUUGAAAAUUCUUCAAUCAAAUUGUAUUGGAUGUACAUACAUCCCAGGCUGGGCAAAAUCGCGCUAUAUGCGCAUAUAGCAAGAUUUUGCUCAGUCAGCCUGGGAUGUAUGUACACCCAAUACAAUUUAAUUGAAGAAUUUUCAAAAGCUGCAGUAACCUUUACUGUCGUGAUACACAAUUAUCUAGUAUGAUUUUUUUUUAUAACAAUAGGUUUUAGUCAUCGAUAAUUACGUAACAACGAACGGCAUGUGCACGUUCUCUCUAUCCCCCCCCCCAACUUAUUGUAGAUUAUUUACUAAUUUCAAAAGAUUUCUUUUCAGUGUGAGAUCGAUUAUUUAUUAAUGAUAACUUAAUUCAACAUCACAAUUUUUAAUAAAAUUUUUGUCAUGAAAAGAAUUUAUUAAGUUAAAUCAAAUUAUUCAAAAAAGAUGUUUUUAAUCGCCGACGUAACUUAUUUUCUUUUUAUUGUUUGUUACAUUAAAAAAUUAUGAGGCUUCAUGUUAGUACUCAUUCGAUGAAUAUACCUAAUAUCUUUCCACGUUCUUCAGGAUUUUAAUUUUUUACGGUUAUGUUUUUUUAAGACAGAAAGAGACCUAAAAAGUUGUAAAUUGCAGAAUCAACUCAGAUACACGGAGAAUGACUAUUAUUUUACAAGAUGAUGCUGAACCUUGUAACUCGAACGAAGCAGGUAGAAUUUCAUCUGCACGAAGAUGCGCAAUUAGCUGCAUAAUGGCGACAGUAUCAAAUUAUGUACGUUAACACAAACAGAGGAAUAUUCGAGACAUGAAUUUUGGAUCUUUGAAUCAAAAUUUUUUUUUAGCCGGGAAAUAUUGAAAGUUACCAGGCCAGUUAAUAAAAUUUAAUAAAUUCAAUUUAAUUGAACCUUUGUUUCUUUCGGAAGCUGAGACAAGACGAGUAAAAUUUUAGGUAUAUAAAUUAGUUUCGAUCAAGCUAACUAGACGUUUCCCAUAAGCGUUAGUUAAAAUGAUGGAUUAAACCGCGAUAUUUCACUAGCGCAUCCCAGUCGAUAUAAUUUGAGAGUGCUUUGCAGUUUGCGAAUAAUACUUUUUUAAUUUAUAUAACAAAUAUUUCGUGAUAUUUAUAUCAUAAUUACUUAUUGUAUCUAUUGCUUUCUUUUAUGUAAAUUUGCAAAUGUUACAUAUUAUUUAUAUAAUAAGUAUGUAAUAUUUCAAUAUAUAGAAUUUAGACAUUGGAACUAUGUAGACGUUAUGCAAAAAAAAUUAAUUGUAAUAAGAUGAUAUAAAUGUAUUAUAUAAUUAUUAUUUUUGAAAAAGAGCGAAAUUAUAAUAUUACUGCAACAUUGCCACAACUUUCACGUUAUAUAAAAUAUAUAUAAUACUGAAACUUAAAUUAUAUAGUGAAUACAUAACUGUGUCGAUUAGGGUGAUAAAUUUCGUUUUUUCAACGACAGUUAUAACUAGAAGGUGAUAAGAAAUAAAUUUAAAACCGUUAAAGUUAAUUAGGACCGUUAAAAAUGAUUUCAAGAAUAAUCAGCAAGAACGAAUCAAAGUAAAUCUUAUAAAUUUCCCUUUUCCGCCCCAAAAAAGUGUCUGAACGCAGCAAUGCACAGUGAACGCUCCAAUGUGGUCCACUUGAACGGUUAUCCGCGCGCAUGACUCUACUUUUUCAGGCUAUUGGGGGGUUGAUUUCCGUUGGACGGCAACCAAAGGGGUGUGCGGUGGUGGCGGUUUAAGCCGCGCUUUAUAUAAGAGUAGCCUGACUUUAAAACUCGACCACUGGUUUCAUUAAUACGACCGGGACGGAUCUGUUUCAUUGCACGUCUCCCUUGAUUUCUGUUCAGUGGACUUACAAGGACGCAGCAUCAUUAAGCCUCUUUUUUUGUUAAUCGAAUUCUCUUCCCUACUGUGGAAUAAUCGUUGAGCACUACGGAAUACUGUAAAGUACUGUGGAGUUUCCAUUUACCGGAGAUUGACACCGGUAGUUGUAUCAUCCGAUAAGAUAUAGCAUGCCGAAUUUGAGUAUCCAUCUGUCGGAAGACGUUUUCAUCCUUGAAGAACGAACAUCGACCGGUAUCUACACUUUCGCAGCUAUCAUAUUGAGCUUCAUCGGGUUUUUCGGUUUUGUCUUGAACCUACUGGUUAUAGUAACGGUUAUCAAGAACGCCAAUGUAUUAUGGACUCCCAUCAACGUGAUCCUUGUCAACAUGGUCGUUGGAGAUUUCUUAGUUGCUGCACUGGGCAAUCCUUUUGCAAUAACAUCAGCAGUCGCAGGUGUAUGGUUCUGGAGUUACGAUGUGUGUUUAUGGUACGCAUGGUUCAUGACUACCAUGGGAUUUGCUAGUAUCGGUAAUCUGACAGUGAUGGCAAUAGAGAGAUUCCUACUAGUCACAUGUCCAAUGAAGACAAUAUCUAUAAGACACGCUUACAUACUGGCAAUCCUGGUUUGGAUGUACUCUUUCUCCUUGUCGUUACCACCGUUUUUCAAUUGGGGAACCUACGGUCCGGAAGCAGGUAACAUAUCCUGCAGCGUAUCCUGGGAGAAACACGAUCCUGAGUCGCACAAUGACACUUACAUCGGAUUUUUAUUCAUUUUUGGAUUCGUUUGUCCUGUCGUAAUAAUCGCCAGUAGUUACUACGGUAUAAUAAGAACUUUGAAGAAAAUAAGAAAAAGAAUCGGUACAAAAAACAGACGGGAGAAAAAGGUCACUAAAAUGGUGUACUUAAUGAUUCUUGCUUUUCUAAUUGCCUGGUCGCCGUACGCCGUUCUUGCACUAGCAACUCAAUACUUUUACAUACAAACCUCCCAUUUAGUAGCGGUGCUGCCAACACUCCUCGCGAAGUCCUCCAUCUGCUACAAUCCCAUAAUAUACGCCAGUAUGACUGUUCACUUUCCUAACACUUGGAAGAAGAUGUUUUCCAUCAAUGGGUAUAAUGCAACAGCACGGAAUAAGCAACAGCACGGAUGCGAGCUGCAAUUUAAACGAGAAGUGUGCUAACCAUCUUUCAAUGAAGUUAAACAGAAAGACCAUAAUAAUCAUAUGUUACUACGUGACCCAUCGCAUUCUCAAAGAUAGAGUAAAGAGAAAGAAGAAACAAUACGUGGAGAAAGUUGUUCCUGAGGAACCAAUAACGCAUAUCUUACUUCAUCAUUACUUCAUCGUUUACACUCAACUACUAUGAAGAACAGUAACUUGACUCUACUUAAAAAUUGCAAUUUUUUUCAUAGAAAUAUACUUUCUCCUCUUUAUCCUUCUUUUAUUUUAAUUUAAUCUUGAAAUGGUACUGUGAUUAAAUGUUCACCCGAGUGUUAAUUCAAGUUUAGUAUAAUUUUUGUUUUAAAAUUUUGACAGUUUAAAAUAAACAGCUUUAGAUUUUUUAUUUUAGAUAUUUUAAAAUAGUUCAAUUAUUUUAACAUCUUACAACCUAUAAAGUAGAUACAAAAUGAUUUUUAAUUAUAUAGGUAAAUUUUCACCCAGAGUAUAGUUAAUGUAAAAAAAAAAUAUGAAUAACAGUUAAUAUGCAGUAUUAACAUCAUGACGGAAAUUUCUCUGGGCGUAUACAUUUCAAGCUUUGAGGGAUUUGCAAUUAAUUCUGACAAACCACCCAGUUACAAUACUACAGACCAGAUAAAUUAUUAUUCAACGUGAUAUAGAUUACGGUUAUAUUUGGAACUACAUAUUGUAUGUUAUUCAUUCGAUAAUUAAAUAAGUAAUUUCGACACAUGCUAUAGAUUAAGUCUGUAAAGAAAUUUUUAUGUAAUGUGUAUGUGAAGAGUAGAAAAAUCUCUCUCUCUCGUUGUACUUUGUGUUAAUAUUUCGUUAUCGUUACGUGUCUGUCGAACGAAAAGAUCCACUGUGAAAUAUAUGUUUCAAUAUGCGAAACGUCAAUUAACUCGAAAAAUUUUCAAGUUUUUGAAUACAUAAUAUUAAUUUUGGAUAGGCACACGCAGGUAUUCCUUGGUGAAAGUUUUUCAGAAAUACUCAGAAUACUCAGAAAGUCUACAUCUCUUAAAAUUUUCCAUACAUGUAAAUUCUGAAAUAUUCUGAUUUCUCAUCUCAUAACUUCUAAAAAGUACUCUUAACUUUUUUAAAUUUUAUAACAAUUCAUCAGAAAUUAUAGAACAAAAAAUCUUAAAAAUCUUAGAAUGUUUUAUAAUUAAUAUAUAUGAAAAGUUUUGAGAAAAAAUGUAGGCUUUCUAAAAAGCGUUCCAAUUUGUAUAAAAAAUCUGAUAAGCUAUAAAAUUAUAUAGAAAUUUUGAAUAAAAAAUAGAUGAAAAAUUUCGAGAAAAAUUUUUACCACCGUUUCCAACGCAAACAUUGAGUAGUUUAAUCUAUCUUCGAUACAACAUCUGUGU
Solenopsis invicta (red fire ant) is the source of this 4957-nucleotide messenger RNA. RefSeq names its product melanopsin. NCBI's taxonomy places the organism in Eukaryota, Metazoa, Arthropoda, Insecta, Hymenoptera, Formicidae. Gene Ontology annotation, cellular component: photoreceptor outer segment; membrane. The coding region runs from base 2610 to 3599 and encodes 329 amino acids. The transcript has 6 exons. Gene Ontology annotation, biological process: G protein-coupled receptor signaling pathway. Gene Ontology annotation, molecular function: G protein-coupled receptor activity. The record is from RefSeq and is a predicted model, not a curated record.